GACACCUACUGAAGAUAAAAGAAUCUACAUUAUUAUACUCUACUAGUGCUUUGGUAAUUAUCUCCUUAUUUUCUUUUUCCUAUAGUGAAAACAAAGCAAAUAAAAACAAUUAACAAGAAACUAGAGAAGUAAACAAGUAUUCUUGAUAUUGGUACUAUUGAUCUACUUUGAUCCUUGAAGAGCAAGCAAGAACUUCUCAAAAAAAAAUCUUGAUUUUGGGGUGUCCUUUUUUUUGUUUUUGGUGUUGAGGGGAUAAACAUUAGUAUAUAAAAACUGAUAAAUAUUUUGUGGGUUCAAAGAUGAUGACAUGGAGGAUAAGCAGAAGCUGAAGAAAGUGGAAAAUGGCAAGAAUAGAGUGGAGAGGAAAAUGGAUGUCAUAUAAACGAACAAUGAUUGUUAUUUGUUCAAUCAACAUAUUUGUUGCUCUUUAUGUGCUUCAUUCUCUCUAUACUUCUGUAUAUAUCUACCCUUUCAGUGAUACUCAAAUAGCUUUUAGGUAUACCCCACAUCAGAUUAGGAAAAUGGAAGAGUCAAUUCAGUUGCGGAAAAAACUAGAACCUGUAGAGCUUAUUAAAGCGGUAAAUCGCUUAAAGAAGGAAAAUUUGAUGGAUAAAAAGGUGCAACAAAUACCUCAGCAUAUUAAACAGAAGAUAGCAGAUGAGAUACUAGUGACUUUAAAAGGCAUGAAUGUGAAUGCGGAUGCGACUGUGCUGCAAGAUGCGGUGGAAAAUUGGCGGAGAGAAAAAUUUAAAGCCGCCACAGAACUUAUUCAUGAGAAGACAUCAAAUUCAACUACUUCUCUAAAGGAGGCUAGAUUACUUGCACGAGCUUUGGGCGAUGAUUGGGCUGAGCUGUCAGAAGAAAUUGGUCUCUGGAUCCCUGUUCAGAUCAUCAAUACGGAACACGAUGAUAAACCUGAGGGUGAAGAGGAACUUGAUUACGAAGCCGUAGCUGGCAAACAGCUUCCUCUUGAAUGUCAUGCUGAAGUUCAUACUGAUUAUAGUGGUGAUGCUGUCAGAUGGGGCCUCACCCACCAUAAAGAAUCUGCGUAUGAUUGUUGUAUGGCUUGUUUGAAUCAAGCUAAGCAUGCCGGCCCAAACAAAAAGAAAUGUAACAUAUGGGUUUACUGCCCAUCAGAGACGGGAUGCCACUCUCCGGAUAUUUAUCAACACAAGCAUCAGGAGUGUUGGCUAAAAUAUGCAGAGAAACCUAGAUUGAAUUUUAAGGACCGCUAUCCUCAAUCAUACAGAAACGCUCACCCAAAUGCGCCAGUAAUUGUUCCGUGGAUGUCUGGUGUUGUUAGUGUAUAAUUUGUCACUAACACAGUAGACGAUAAGCCUUGAGGUCUUGGUGCUUCCACGAUGUGAAGAUGUUGUAAUAGUUCCAAAUUGAGGCAAGAAAAUCGGAUCAGUUUUCUCGAGUUGCAGUUUCUAUGGGAGAGCUGCUUCUCUUGUUGUUAUUGUUGUUGUUGUCUUGUAGGAAGAUGUACCAAAAUAGAUUUUUUUUUUUUUUUUUGUAUUACACGGUGAUUAGCGUGGUCCUGGUAGCCUUAAGGAAGUGGAGUGCCUAGGUUGUAACAUUUUUGACAUUGUAAUUGUUGAUUAAAGUUUUCAGUUUAUGUCAAAGGGAUCUUAGCAACUGUUUGGUCAAUUAUUGUAUUCAAACAAGGAAUUCACUUACUGUUAUAAUAGUCUAUAUAAUGUCUUUUGAUGAA
Lycium barbarum (goji berry) is the source of this 1714-nucleotide messenger RNA. RefSeq lists its product as uncharacterized. NCBI's taxonomy places the organism in Eukaryota, Viridiplantae, Streptophyta, Magnoliopsida, Solanales, Solanaceae. The record is from RefSeq and is a predicted model, not a curated record. The transcript has 7 exons. Bases 342 to 1310 code for a protein of 322 amino acids.